Arabidopsis thaliana (thale cress) is the source of this 2041-nucleotide messenger RNA. It is a transcript of the gene SETH2, whose product is annotated as UDP-Glycosyltransferase superfamily protein. The transcript has 10 exons. Gene Ontology annotation, cellular component: glycosylphosphatidylinositol-N-acetylglucosaminyltransferase (GPI-GnT) complex; rough endoplasmic reticulum membrane. The record is from RefSeq and is marked reviewed. Gene Ontology annotation, biological process: GPI anchor biosynthetic process. Gene Ontology annotation, molecular function: phosphatidylinositol N-acetylglucosaminyltransferase activity; glycosyltransferase activity. Lineage: Eukaryota; Viridiplantae; Streptophyta; Magnoliopsida; Brassicales; Brassicaceae. The coding region runs from base 247 to 1590 and encodes 447 amino acids.
GUACUUUAAUUUUUUUUAGUAGUAAAUGAAUGAAGGUGUUAAAAAAAAAACCCAACUGGGCAUGGCAAAGAAUGUCACGAGGCCCAAACGGCCCACAGAAAGGUAAAGUAAAACGUUGGCCAGAAGGAAGUGGAGUUCGGAUCCGGGUCAAGUCACCGGAGACAGCGACUCACGGCCUCUUUGGUGGAUCCUCGGUGGCUCUCUCAGCCUCUUUGCUCCGCCCGCGAAUCUUUCCCAAUUGUAUCUAUGGCGGAACCACCAAAGCUUAGGGUUUUAAUGGUCUCUGAUUUCUUCUUCCCAAACUUUGGUGGUGUCGAGAAUCACAUCUAUUACCUCUCUCAAUGCUUGUUAAAGCUCGGUCACAAGGUGGUUGUUAUGACACAUGCUUAUGGGAACCGGUCUGGAGUUAGAUACAUGACUGGUGGACUCAAAGUCUAUUAUGUACCUUGGAGACCUUUUGUUAUGCAGACUACAUUUCCGACGGUUUAUGGAACACUUCCCAUUGUGAGGACUAUACUUAGACGCGAGAAAAUCACGGUAGUUCAUGGACAUCAAGCUUUCUCUACGCUUUGUCAUGAAGCUUUAAUGCAUGCCAGGACAAUGGGCUAUAAAGUUGUGUUCACAGAUCAUUCCUUGUACGGUUUUGCUGAUGUUGGUAGCAUCCAUAUGAACAAGGUUUUACAGUUUAGUUUAGCAGAUAUUGAUCAGGCGAUUUGUGUUUCACACACGAGCAAGGAGAAUACGGUUCUAAGGUCUGGAUUGUCCCCAGCAAAGGUUUUUAUGAUACCGAAUGCUGUUGAUACUGCUAUGUUCAAGCCCGCUUCUGUUCGACCCAGUACUGAUAUUAUUACUAUAGUUGUCAUAAGUAGAUUGGUUUAUCGAAAAGGUGCGGAUUUGCUCGUGGAAGUCAUUCCAGAAGUAUGCCGUUUAUACCCAAAUGUUCGUUUUGUAGUUGGAGGGGAUGGACCAAAACAUGUGCGACUCGAGGAAAUGAGAGAGAAGCAUUCUCUACAAGAUAGAGUCGAAAUGCUAGGUGCAGUUCCGCAUUCUCGUGUGCGCUCUGUUUUGGUUACCGGUCAUAUUUUCUUAAACAGUUCUUUAACAGAAGCCUUCUGCAUAGCUAUAUUAGAGGCGGCUAGUUGCGGAUUAUUAACUGUCAGCACUCGUGUUGGAGGUGUCCCAGAGGUCUUACCAGAUGACAUGGUUGUACUUGCUGAACCAGAUCCGGAUGAUAUGGUACGAGCUAUUGAGAAGGCAAUAUCAAUACUUCCAACUAUUAACCCCGAGGAGAUGCACAAUCGAAUGAAGAAGCUCUACAGUUGGCAAGAUGUUGCUAAAAGAACCGAGAUUGUGUAUGACCGUGCCUUGAAGUGUUCAAAUAGGAGUCUUCUAGAACGUCUAAUGCGGUUCCUCUCGUGUGGAGCUUGGGCAGGGAAGCUAUUUUGUAUGGUUAUGAUCCUCGAUUACUUGCUUUGGCGGUUACUUCAGUUACUGCAGCCUGAUGAAGAUAUCGAGGAGGCACCCGAUAUCUGUCUUUGCCAUCACCGAGGGGUUGAGGUAUCUGAGGGUCUAAGGAAGAAGAUAAAGUGAGAAAUGGGUGAGUAGAGUUUCAUCUCCGUCGAUAUUUGGCAUUUUGUUCCUUGAAAUUAUACAAAAAUAACUAUGGAAAAGAGAGACGAUGAUGUAGCAAAGAGUUCAGACUCGCCAGGAAUAAGUGGUUACUUUUGAGUAUCAUAACAUUACUGAGUUUGUUUUACUGGAAAUUGUCGUGUAAAAAUUAGUUCACCAUUGCUUGUACGGUGACAUGAGCCAAUCCUUUCGAGAAUAAAUAGCAUGCAUGGUAAUUGGUAAGGCAAAACAAAUAGUAAUGUAUUAGAGAUUUCGUCAAAAUGGGUUAAAAUUGAUGGGCCGAUCCAACCCAAUACGAUCCAUCAAUUUUAUUGAAUUGAUGGGUUUUGACUAUAAUGGACUUAGGAGUCAAUUCAUGGGUUAUUAACUUAUUAUGAGUAAGACCAUAAUAAUUUUACCCUAUUGAGUAUGG